AUGAGUGUUCAGUUCCACGGCACGUCUCUUAACAUCUCUAAAAACAUUGGGAUCCUUGGUGUCGACAUCUCUAGUGAUGUACAAUUCCGUGGCCACCUCGAAGAUAAGGUGAAGCUGGCAUCUAAAAAACUCGGUGUGCUCAAUAGAGCGAACCAUUGCUUCACGCCGGAUCAGCGAUUAAUGCUCUACAAAUCGCAAAUCCGGCCCCAGAUGGAGUAUUGCUGUCACUUAUGGGCCGGAGCACAUAAAUACCAGCUUGAAUCUUUCGACUCGUUGGAACGACGAGCUAUGAGAGUUGUCGAUGAUCCCAGGCUCACAAGCGGUAUCGAACCUUUAAGUCUUAGGAGAGAUUUUGCCUCACUCUGCGUGUUCUAUUGCCUGUACAAUGGACUGUGCUCAGAGGAAUUGUUCAAUAUCACGGCCACUGUCUACCAUCGUACGGGUCGCCAUCGACAGGUAGUUCAUCCUCAUGUCCUACAGCCUCAAUGGUCGCGUACUGCGCAGUUUCAGAGAUGUUUCCUCUCACGAACAUUCAGGUUGUGGAAUGAGCUCCCUGCCCAGGUUUUCCCAAGAGACUACAGCAUGGGGUUUUUCAAAAGGGGGGUAAAGAGGUUUCUUCAGGGCCGG
Molecule: messenger RNA, 627 nt
Organism: Galleria mellonella (greater wax moth)
Lineage: Eukaryota; Metazoa; Arthropoda; Insecta; Lepidoptera; Pyralidae
Exons: 2
Source: RefSeq, a predicted model, not a curated record